GUGUCGCUGUUCCCGAGGCCGCCUCCCCAUCACCCCUUGCUCCCUAGCCCCACCCCCUCCUUUCCUGUGCCGCCAUUGUAGUGACCGGCUGGUCGCUCCGCACCAUGUCGUCCCACAAGACAUUCAAGAUCAAGCGAUUCCUUGCCAAGAAGCAAAAACAGAACCGGCCCAUCCCACAGUGGAUUCGCAUGAAAACUGGCAAUAAGAUCAGGUACAACUCCAAAAGGAGACAUUGGAGAAGGACCAAGCUGGGCUUGUAAAGAGCUGCUCUGAUGGGAACUCUAAUGACAUGUGUCUCUCCUGCGCCAAGACCUGAAAUAUGCAUUGCUACAAAAACCACCACAGACCCAUUUUGAAGCGUUGAAUCUUGUUGUUCUCCCCUCUCUCCCCCCACAUGCCCAAAAACCAAACCAAACUGCAGUCUUGAAAGAUGACUUUAAUAGACUCUUUGGAAUAUUAUAACUGAAAAAUAAAGACUCUGUUCAAUUAGUGUUCUUUA
This is a messenger RNA of Malaclemys terrapin pileata, 499 nucleotides long. RefSeq names its product ribosomal protein L39 (gene RPL39). Gene Ontology annotation, molecular function: structural constituent of ribosome. Gene Ontology annotation, biological process: translation. The record is from RefSeq and is a predicted model, not a curated record. The transcript is spliced from 3 exons. Gene Ontology annotation, cellular component: ribosome; cytosolic large ribosomal subunit. NCBI's taxonomy places the organism in Eukaryota, Metazoa, Chordata, Testudines, Emydidae. Bases 105 to 260 code for a protein of 51 amino acids.